GGGAACAUCAGCCACUGUGGAAGAAGUGACUGGUCAGCACAAGUACAUAAAAGAAAUUUAAUUGUGCGAAUAUAUAUUUCUUUAUAUUAAAAAUUUCUGAGCCAUUUUAUACUUGAAAAUAUAACAUGGAUUCAAAUUCAUAAAAAAAAACAUUAUUUUAUUCUAGUGGAUAUCUAACUGCUCUGAAAAUGGAAGGACAUAGUAUUUAUUUGAGUUUUAUCGUAACAAGUGUGUUUCUUUCAACAUGUAGCGCUGCUUCCUUCUAUGUCGUAGAAAAGGGAGAUAACUCUCGUGCAAAACGUGCUAUUUCAACAACAAUAAAACCAAGUAUCGUGGAUGGCAGAGACAUUGCUGGGGUACGGGACGGCUCGGACAUUCUGGCCAAGGACUCGAACCCAGCUCUUAGUGCAGUUGACGGCUCAGACAUUGUCAAUAAAGAUUUAAAAGCUGAUACAAGAGGUAUAGAUGGAACAGAUAUAAUGGGUGUUAGAGAUGGUACUGAUAUCAUUCCUCAAGACACCAACCAAGGACCUGCUGUAGAUGGCACUGUCAUAGCUGGAGUACGUGAUGGUACAGAUAUUAUUCCUCAGGACUCAAACCCAGGUCAGAACACAGAAGGCCAACAAUUAUCUGAGUCUUACCCUAACAUGCAGGCCCACCAUGAAUCUGGAACAGACUACACAAGCCAGGGUGAUUACCACGGUAACGAGAACAGUAACGAGGGAAACCAGUAUGAUCACCAUGGUGAACAACAUGAAACAACCACACCGGAUCCUGACCAGUAUGAGACCACAACACAUGAUCCUGAUCACUACCAGCCAUCAGGGAGAGAAGGUUGGCAUAAUCCUCUUAUAAUGUCACGCCCAGGUGAGCUUCCUCCAAUGGCAUUACCAAUGACUGCUCCAGAAGGUGGUGAAAAUCCAGUUCAUGACAUGCCGCAAGCUCUUGCACUGACAAGUAAUCCCGAGACACAAGAACAUGGUGCACCAGUUGCAAUGGCUCAAAAAGCACCUCCUCCACAGAAUGGUGCAGGUGGAACAUAUUCUGGCUUCGGGAAGAAGGGUCCAGCUCCAAGUGGUGCCAAGAAAGGCUUUGGGGUUGGCCAACCUACAGGAGCCAAACCAGGUGGCCAAAGAUUCGGCAAGAGAAGAUUUGGAGGUCCCCCUAAAGCAGGAGCAGGAGUAGGGCCUGCAAAAAUAGCAGGUCCACCUGGCAAACCGGGUGUAGCUGGAAAAGCUCGGCCGCCCCCUAAAUGGGGUGGUCCUAAACCUAUCAGUGUUACAGAUUCACCAUAUAAAGCUACAACUAUCCAUAGUGGCCAUGCCAAAAGUGAACACAGUGGAACAAAGGAAGCCCACGGGCAUGGGGGUGCUGAAAGCUCAAACCCUAUGAACAAUUUGAUGGCAAUGCAAUUAAUGGGCGGUGGCGGUCCAGGUGGUGACAUGUUCUCUGAGAUGAUGGAAAUGCAGAAAAGAAUGAUGAGGAACAGUCCUCAAAUGAUGCAGCAACAAAUGAAAAUGUACCAACAGAUGUUUCCCCAAAUGUUUGGGGGUGGGACAUCAGGUGAGGGCACAAGCGGUAAAUCGGGAGAGGGCGGAGCAAUGCCAAUGAUGCCAAUGAUGCCUAUGUAUGGAAUGGGAGGGGAAGAAGGAAAUAAUCUACCAAUGGCAAUGGCCAUGGCAAAUAACAUGAACUUCCAAUCUCCAUACUCACAGCAAACCUCACAAGCAUGUAUAAAGGACCCAAACAGCCCAGCCUGUAAGACGGCACAGCAAUCUAUGAUGCCAGGCAUGAUGCCCGGUAUGAUGCCCGGCAUGAUGCCAGGAAUGAUGCCAGGUAUGAUGCCAGGUAUGAUGAUGGGUGAAACUCAGAUUGAGGGACCAUUUGGAGAGAUGGACAUGGAACCAGGCGAGAUGGAUAUCGAAGGACCGAUGGCCUUACAUCUUCUUCAGCGACUUAACAUGCCACAACAAAAUGUUCAUCCUCAUCAUAAUGAAAUAACCCUUAACCAUCAUGUCUUAAGUGCUCUGCAGAAGCGUUUUGGUGUCAAUACCACUGCAGGAAUACAGAAGAUGUCAACAAAUCCGAAGUUUCAGUCUUUCAUGUUUCAUGUUUUGAAGCAGUCGACUAAAGGUGCUCCAGGAGAGUUCCAUGCAAAUCUAGGAAAGGCUCAGGUGGAUAAAAUUCUAGCUGGACUCGACACAAGUGUUGCAGUUAAUGAGAGAAUGCCACCAGGCAAUCUAGAUCAGGCAAAACUCCUUGAGAAACCACAUGAAAAAGGAUCACCCCCAGGUUCACAUGAGGCUGUGCUAACCCUGGACAGCAAAACAAACUAUGGGGACAGUCAUUUACCUUUUGGAGCACAAGCCUCUGUUGCACAGCCAGGUACCUUCCAAGCUUUAGUUCAACAGGUGAUGGGCAUUACCACACCAGCACCUACAGUCGUUGCACCUACAGUUAUUGCGCAGACAGUCAUGACUGGAAACGAGACAACUACCAGUAACACUUCAGUGGAUCCAAAUACCAGUACCAAUGCAACCGCGAAAAAUACCGCUGGAGCUGAAACUGCUGCUGUGCUUCUAGGUUUGGCUACACCAGCUCCUCUUGUACCUGCAAUUCCUUCAGCUCUAAGCCCUACUGGACUCGCUCAGCAAAAUCAGCUUCUCACAAUGUUAGCUGGAGGUGAAGUUGGAGAACAAGGCCGUGACGGUGAAAGAAAUAAAUUUGGAAACAGGAACGAAAUCAGAAAUAAAGACGCAAUUCCGGGACUUUCUCAAGAUGCUAGAAACAGAGCGUUCGGCAAAGUUGACAAAAACAAGUUUGGCAGCGCAACUGCUGGAACUGGUGCAAAUGUUGACAAUCGGCCAAUCGGAAUGCAGGAAGCUGGAGUAUUUCCUGGAGCGAAUCAGACAAUUCCAGUGGAAAAGAUACAACCAAGUUACAGUUCAUCAACAGCGUUUGCAAUUGCUGCCAUUGUGCUAAUUGCCCUAAUGAUCAUAAUUGGACCCAUCUUCUGUAUGCUGUGUAAAAUGAAAGAGAAACGCGACGAGCGAAAGAGAAAAAUGAGGGCAUUGAAAAAUCGAGAAGUAUCCGAAAACAACAUCAUGGAAGCCAUGAUGCUACACGAGUUUGGCUCCUCUGGGCCAAAUUCAGUUGAAAACCAGGCUGCAAUGUCUCCGAACUAUUACAAGAAUGAGCAAACACGUUAUGACACUAUCGAUCCUGAAAUUGAGUGCUUAAAUCAAAGCCAUCCGCUUCCUUAAGGGCACAUUACAUAGAGUAAUGUCCCUUUAUUACAUAUUGUGCAAAAAAAAAAAUAAUGUGUAAAUACAGAUAAGUAAGACUUACUAUGAACACUAUUGCAUUUCAAGAAAAAAUGCAAGAAAAUCUUUUCGUAAAAUAUUAAAACAAAGUGCUGGAUAUAUGCAAAAAAAUCCUUAUUGUACGUGAACAGUGAAUCAAUAUCACAUAUGAAGGUGACAAAGCAUCUCAUGUAUGUUGUUUUAAGAUUCCUUAUAUCUUGUGUAAAUAUGUCAUAUGGAAAAAAAUGAUAUGUAAUAAAUACAUAACAACAAAUGUUUUGUCAUCAC
Messenger RNA from Mercenaria mercenaria, 3590 nucleotides. RefSeq lists its product as uncharacterized. The coding region runs from base 189 to 3263 and encodes 1024 amino acids. The record is from RefSeq and is a predicted model, not a curated record. The transcript is spliced from 4 exons. NCBI's taxonomy places the organism in Eukaryota, Metazoa, Mollusca, Bivalvia, Venerida, Veneridae.